AUGGAGAGCUUCGAGAACAUCUACUUGGACCUAUCUAAGGACCAUGGCAAAUGCCGAUUUUCUGAGGCUGGUGUGGGCUGGAAGCCUACCAGUGGUGGCGAGGCAGUCACACUGGAGGCAAGCGACAUUGUUGGCGCGCAGUGGAGUCGAGCUGCCAAGGGGUAUGAGGUCAAGAUCCUGCAGCGAAGCUCAGACAUUCUACAGCUUGAUGGAUUCCAAGAGGAGGACCACGAAAGGCUCACGCGCGUUUUCAAAAACUGGUACGGUCACGUCUUAGAGAACAAGGACCAUUCGAUGCGAGGAUGGAACUGGGGCAAGGCAGAGUUUACGAAAGGCGAGCUCACCUUCAACGUUCAAAACCGACCUUCCUUUGAGGUGCCGUACUCCGAGAUCAGCAACACCAACCUUGCCGGGCGAAACGAAAUCUCGAUAGAGUUUGCCUCUCAGGACGGCGAAAAGGCCAAUGCCGACAAGGGUCGCAAGGCUGCUGCCGCCAUGGACCAGCUCGUGGAGAUGCGACUCUAUAUCCCUGGCACGACCACCAAGAAAGAGGCCGAGGGCGAGGAUGCCGCGAGCGAUGCAGACGAGGAGGAAAUACAAGCCGCCCAUCUAUUCUAUCAGACACUGAUGGACAAGGCCGAUAUUGGAGAUACUGCAGGCGACACCGUGGCUACCUUCCAAGAUGUUCUGCACCUCACUCCCAGAGGCCGUUUCGACAUCGACAUGUACCUCACCUCUUUCCGACUGCGCGGCAAGACAUACGACUACAAGAUCCAGUAUGAGGCUGUCAAGAAGUUUAUGGUCCUUCCCAAGCCAGAUGACGUGCAUUUCCUGCUCUGUAUCGGUCUCGAUCCCCCCUUGCGACAAGGUCAGACCCGAUACCCCUUUGUGGUCAUGCAGUUUAAGAGGGACGACGAGAGCACCAUCGACUUGAACAUGAGCGAGGAAACCCGCAAGGAGAAAUACGAUGGCAAGUUAGAGGCACACUACGAGGAGCCCAUGCACCAGGUGGUGACAAAGAUCUUCCGAGGUCUUUCCAACAAAAAGGUGUCCGUUCCGGCCAAAGAUUUUGAGACGCACCGUCAGCAACAGGCAAUCAAGUGUUCGAUCAAGGCCAGCGAAGGCUUCUUGUACCUCCUGGAGAAGGCGUUCAUGUUUGUGCCCAAGCCUGCCACCUACAUAUCGUACGAGCAGACACAAUCUGUCACCUUCUCCCGUGUCAGCGGAGCUGUCUCUGCGCUGUCGACAUUCGACAUCACUGUGCAGAUGAAGGGUUCCACCUCAAACCAGUUCAGCAACAUCAGCCGAGACGACCUGAAGUCCUUGGAGAUAUUCUUCAAGCUCAAGGGUCUCCGCGUUAAGAACGAGAUCGACGAGGACGACAAACUGCUGAAGCAGGCGCUGCGUGAGCAGGCACUCAGCUCGGACGAGGAGAUGGCGCCCGCGGCCGAUCGUGGCUCUGCAGAUGAGGACGAGGAGAGUGUUGAUGAGGACUUCCGGACUGAAUCGGAGAGCGACGUCGCAGAGGAGUACGAUUCUGCCCACGAGAGUGAUGGUUCUGGAAGUGGUUCCUCAGAUGCUGAGAGCGGCGUCGACAACGACGCCGUGGACGACGACGAGGAGCACGAGGACUCGCCGCCAAAGAAGAAGAAGAAGUCGUCUUCAUGA
Messenger RNA from Cryphonectria parasitica EP155, 1668 nucleotides. RefSeq names its product FACT complex subunit POB3. The transcript has 3 exons. The coding region runs from base 1 to 1668 and encodes 555 amino acids. Lineage: Eukaryota; Fungi; Ascomycota; Sordariomycetes; Diaporthales; Cryphonectriaceae. The record is from RefSeq and is a predicted model, not a curated record. Gene Ontology annotation, cellular component: FACT complex; nucleus. Gene Ontology annotation, molecular function: nucleosome binding; histone binding; DNA binding.